This is a messenger RNA of Striga hermonthica, 945 nucleotides long. The record is from the annotation of a GenBank genome assembly. NCBI's taxonomy places the organism in Eukaryota, Viridiplantae, Streptophyta, Magnoliopsida, Lamiales, Orobanchaceae.
AUGGCGGAGGACGGUGGCUCGGGUGGUGGCUCAGCCGCAGCCACCGUAAAAUCGAUAUUUGUUUACCCGAUCAAAUCAUGCCGCGGUAUCUCCCUUCCUCAAGCGCCCAUAUCUCCCACAGGGUUCCGGUGGGACAGGCAAUGGCUGGUGGUGAACUCCAAAGGCCGAGCUGUUACUCAGAGAGUUGAGUCGAAGCUCGCUCUUGUUCAAGUCCAGUUGCCGGAUGAAGCCUUUCGUCCCGAUUGGGAGCCGAAUAAACGUUCAUUCUUAGUGAUAAGUGCUCCUGGGAUGGAUGUGCUGAGUGUGCCAUUGGCGAAGCCUGCUGAGAAAAUCGAUGGGGUCUCUGUGUGGGAAUGGUCUGGUUCGGCUGUUGAUGAAGGACCUGUUGCUGCACAAUGGUUCUCGAAUUUUCUCGGGAAGCCCAGCAGGCUCGUUCGCUUCAAUGAUGCAUCAGAAGUAAGGAAUGUGGACCCUGCUUACGCGCAUGGAUACAGAGUUAUGUUUUCUGAUGGGUACCCUUUUCUCUUGCUGUCUCAGGGAUCGUUGAAUGCCUUAAACUCCCUUCUCCAAGACCCUAUCCCUGUCAACCGUUUUAGACCCAAUAUCGUGGUAGAUGGAUGUGAACCAUUUUCCGAAGAUCUGUGGACAGAGGUGCAGAUAAACGGGUCAACCUUCAAUGGUGUUAAAUUAUGCGGCCGUUGCAAGGUACCCACAAUUAAUCAAGAAACUGCAGUUGGCGGAUCUGAGCCGACUCAAACUCUGACGAGCUUUCGUUCUGAUAGAGUAUUGCGCCCAGACAAGAAAAAGCCUCAGGGGAAGGUGUAUUUUGGACAGAACAUAGUUUGUAAGGACUCCCUCAGUGAAGGAAAGGGAAAGAGCAUUAAAGUAGGAGAUCCUUUAUUUGUCGUCAAUGCGGUGUUGUCUGCUGCUGAUGCUGCUGCUUAA